This is a messenger RNA of Musa acuminata AAA Group (dessert banana), 1066 nucleotides long. Its product is annotated as probable carboxylesterase 12. The coding region runs from base 11 to 613 and encodes 200 amino acids. Gene Ontology annotation, molecular function: hydrolase activity. The transcript has a single exon. The record is from RefSeq and is a predicted model, not a curated record. NCBI's taxonomy places the organism in Eukaryota, Viridiplantae, Streptophyta, Magnoliopsida, Zingiberales, Musaceae.
UCGCAUUGAAAUGAAUGCUUACGGAACUAAAUCCCACCACUCGCUGCGCAUGGAUAUUAAGGUCGAGAUUGUUGACUUCAAGCUCCAACGGGCAAUGGAUCCCGAUGCCGAAGUCGAGCGCGACCUCUCCCCCUUCCUUCGCAUCUACAAGAGCGGCCGCGUUGAGCGCCUCCUCGGCACCGAAGUGCUCCCCGCUGGGACGGACCCCGCCACAGGCGUCGCCUCCAAGGACGUCCUGUUCGACCCCGACGCCGGCCUCUGGGUUCGCCUCUACCUACCGGACCUCGCGGGAUGCACCCCGGACAAGAGGCUCCCUGUCAUCGUCUACUUCCACGGCGGCAGCUUCACCGUCGAGACGGCCGCCUCCCCGACGUACCACAACUACCUCAACUCCCUCGUGGCCGCGGCCUGCGUGCUCGCGGUGUCAGUGAACUUCCGCCGGCCGCCGGAGCAUCCGCUGCCAGCGGCCUACGAUGACUCAUUGGCGGCGGUUCGGUGGGUGACGGAGACAGGGGAGGCGUGGGUCGCGGAGCGUGGGGACCUGGGGCGAGUGUUCCUGGUCGGGGACAGCACGGGCGGCAACAUAGCGCACCAGGUGGCCCUGCGAUUUUAAUUUACUAGCCUGGUCGAGCCCAGAUAAUGCGAUUGGUCUGAGGCCCAAUAUCGAUAGUCCAGGAUUGACCGGCCUAGCCGGCUCUGAACGGUCCGACCCGGUAUCCUCCCGACCGCAUGUAUCGAAUCUGAUCCAGUCGAACCCAGUCAAACCGGUUUCGGUUCCAACCUGUUGGGCCGGACCGAAUGCAGCAGCACAGUCGAAGGGGACCGUAAUCUUACAAGAAAUGGAAAUAAUUAAUACUAUCGGAUUUCAUUGAACCAAAAAAUAAUAUUUAUAAUAAGAAGCCCACCUGCUGCCAUCGGCGAGCUGGUGACUGUCGGUGGAGAAGGCCACCUACUGCACAAGGUGGGGGGGUAAAUGAAAGACUCUGGAUGCCACGUCCCAGCAAAUCAUUUCCCGUGUCACGAGACCCGACAAGGGACCAACAACUUGUCAUUACUCCACACCUUU